This is a messenger RNA of Macrobrachium nipponense, 7349 nucleotides long. Its product is annotated as protein scribble homolog. Gene Ontology annotation, molecular function: protein binding. The record is from RefSeq and is a predicted model, not a curated record. Bases 651 to 4046 code for a protein of 1131 amino acids. The transcript has 15 exons. NCBI's taxonomy places the organism in Eukaryota, Metazoa, Arthropoda, Malacostraca, Decapoda, Palaemonidae. Gene Ontology annotation, cellular component: plasma membrane; stereocilium tip; cilium.
UUUUUAGGGGGUGGGGAGAAGGGACGUAGCCCUGAGGGACCCCAUUCCAUUCCGGCUGAACCUGUCAAGAGUCAGCAGCCGCCCCAACAGCAGCGCGCUGACUGGACCCUCUCAGUCUAGGUUGUGGAGUGGUAGUGUGAGAAUGGAAUGUUGACGAAUGUCGUGGUACACGAACUUCAGAAUGAAGUGAAAUUCGGGACCCGAUUUCCAUAUAUGCUCUUAUUUGGGGGGGUUAAUUGAUAGCCCCAGCUGUGUGACAGUUUUCAUCACUUCAUUGUCGAGUGAAUUAACGAUUGAAAACUUCAUGGGGGCGACACAGGCAGCCGCUGGAAAAGGAAGUUCAUUGAAGUGACUCGAGAAAACAGAAAAUGGAGGACUGGGGAGUGUGAAAUUUUAAGUGAAUAUCUCCCCCUACUUUUUGCAAAGACUUGACGUGGAUUUACCCGUGGUUUUUUUUCACUGCCUGGUUUUCCUGUGUGUGAUUUGUGCAAAUUGGUGGACGUAGAAGUUGGAUAAAGAUACAAAAAAAUUGCUGAAUUUUGGAUAGUCUUGAGUGUCUGGGUUUUGCAGCCAUUGUGAGGGUAUCGUAUCAAGUUUGGAUCUGCUAGAUAAACACGUGAAAACUACGUAGAAGCAAUGCUCCCCAAGACAUGACAAGUAUAGAGUACUCGAUGGAGCCACCGAGCGGCCUACUUCGCCACCACCACUACCCUCACCAACAAGCUCGGAGCGUCGUCUCUCAGAUGCCGUCGGUCUCCUCCUCUUCGGGAGCCUCGGGAGCUUCCUCCUCGGUUGGCGGAUGCCGCGUGAGGUUCGUGAGGCUGGUGCGCAAAAGGAAUGAAUCCUACGGGUUCAGCCUCCGCGGAGGCCUGGAGCACGGCACCGGCUUCUUCAUCUCGCACGUGGAGCCUGCGUCCGAGGCUUUCAUGCAGGGGCUCAGGGCAGGGGACCAGUUGUUGAGUGUAAAUAACAUCAGCGUGGACAAAGCAAUACACCGCGAGGUCACUGCAAUGGUCCAAAGCAAGUCCAGUGUGAUUUUGAAAGUGAAAAGCACCGGUAUUAUCCCUGUUAAAGAGCAUCGAGGUGACCCACUGACGUGGCUCAUGGUGGAUGAAGAUGAGGACGACAAUCUCUCCAAUGGGGCUGCAGAUCCAUACAGUCAUUCUGGACAGGAAAAUGACUACAGAGGAUUCCGUUCGUCGUCAAGUCACGAGCCUUCUCAUGUCCAUGGUGGCAGUGCGGCAGCCAACAACUGCCGCGCUCAGGUGGUUAUAUCCUGUGGUGGAAAAGUUGGACUUGGAUGCAGCAUAUGUAAGGGCCCUCCUGAAAAACCAGGAAUCUUUGUACAAAGUGUGAAGCCAGGUGGAGUGGCUAAGAGUGCUGGACUACGGCCAGGAGACCAGAUUCUUGCUUGCAAUGACAUCAGCUUUACCCAUUUAGAAUUUGCAGAGGCUGUUUAUGUCCUAAAGUCAUCACCACAUUUGGUUCUGGACAUCCUUAGAGGAGCUGGCCUAGACUUUGUUGCAGGAGAAUCGUCAGGGUACAAUUCUUCAGCUUCAUCUAUCGCUGGAGACCAGACUCCUCCUUCCUCCUCUUCUGACCCAAGGGAUUCUGAUCAUAGUGUUACCAGCAGACUGAGUGCUGUUAGUCAGCACUUGUCUUUGGAUCGUUCAAGAGGCUGGAAGGAAAUUGAGGCGGAAUGGGCAGAUGCAGAAGCAGCUGAGAAGAGACAUCAGUUACAGUCGGCUCAGAGGAUUCUGAGAACUCGUGCUCAAAGGGAUGCCAACCACAGGCUUAAUGCCUCCAACAGUAGGUCAUUGUGUAAUUUGAGUGUUGGCUUCAGAGACGAUGAUAAUGAAGAGUCCACUGCCUUCAGGGAUACAGGGCAUCCUUACUCUCCUGUUGUACCCUCAGCAUCUCGUCUUCCAGCACACACUCACUACAAACCUGCUCUUAGGAGUACAAGGUCAAGUAGUGAUGUAUCGAGUGACACAAGUCAUAAAAUAGCCUUAGUGACUUCGCAUGAUCCACACGUCAGUAACAUUGUAGUUACAGGUGGACCUAAGAAUGAGAGAGAUGCAGUUUCUAGACUGGAGCAACUUUCCAGCCCUUCUGCCAGUAGGACGUCAACACUUAGCAGUGGAACUUCUCAGGUGACAGUGAGGUCUUCAUCUGGUAGCAUGGGUUUGGGAGCAGGAAAUUCCAGUAGUGGUAGCUCACUGCAAGUAACAGAGUCAUUGGUUGAACAGCAAUUACGGGAACUCAGGGAAGAGCAGAGAAAACUGCAGGAAGAAGCUAAUUUAUUGGCAGAGGAGCGAAGAAAAUUUGAGGAGGAGAGACGUCGUGGUUUAGUGCAUACCCAGAGUGCUCCAUUGACCCCUCUUGUGAUCAGCUGCUCCGGCCAGUCCCUUCUCCCUCAUCAUCAGGCACCUCCUAGCCCUACAUCUUCCAUCGCCAGUGGGCGCCAUACAACUCGCGUUCUCAUAAAGUCCCCGCCUCCUCCUCCACCUCCUCGUAAAAACACCACUACUUUGUCCUCUUGUCGAUCCCAUUCACAUCAAGUAUCACCUCCAGCUUCUCCAGCACAUAGCAGCAGCAGUAGUAGUGGUGUAGGGUCAUUGUGUGGUUCAGGUGCUCCCCCUCGGCGCUGUAAGAGCAUUGGCUCACUGUCGGCCAGUAGUAGUGAAAGUACCGUUUGGGAAGACCUGCCUUUAACCGGCAACCUGUCGUCCUCCAUCAACAACUCUCAUUGUACUAUACAGUCUACCGUGCCUCCUCCACCCCCACCCAAGCCAUCAGCACCUCAGAUGUCACAACAUAGUAAUAAUGAAACCCAAAUAUUAAGGGGGGUUCCCCCUCCUCCACCUCCACCACCCCCUCAGCCUUCUCAUAAUCAUCAACCCAGUUUAGCCAGUGCCCUUAGCAGAGAACUGGAACGGCGUUCUGCACAGGAGUCUCUGUCAGGUGAUGUUGAUGAUGAAACAAAAGCAAAGGCGAUUCAAGAUAAGAUUGAUGCAUUCAAAAAGGACAAACAAAAGAGCGUAACUAUUGAUCCCAAGAGAGCUCAGCAUGAUAAACUAAUGGAAGAGUUCAAGUUGGCUCACAGACGUAUGUUUGACGCAAAACCAGUGUCAGAGGAAGAGGUGAAAGAAGAGAAACCGGUGGUGAGGUUUCAAGGGCACCAGAAACUUUCAAGAGCCCCUGCCAGUACUACACCAGUCAAUUCCAAAAUCAUAGACAGGCUGAAUCAAAAUUUGUCAACAAACAAAGUGGAAGUCAAGAGCAAAGUGCCCAGUGCCAUCAGUAAAAAUAUUUCCAGUAGUAGUAAUGUCCAAAAUCUUGAUAACCUUAACUCUGGACAUGAAAUAAAUGAUAUGACAUCUAUCAGCAAAAGGAAAGAGAUGUUUAAUAACAUGUCUGUCUCAGGUCACAAGCCCAGUGCAUCAUUGGCCUCAAGAGAAAGCCAGCAGCAAGAUGAGAUUUGUAGAAGCACUACUCCAAAGCCAUCAGUUAUAAUAAAAACUAAACAACCAGUGCAUGGAAAGUCUGUGGUAAUGGAAGAGUUUAAGAUGAGCGAGAAAGCUAUGUCAUCAUCUUCAUUAUGUCCCCCUGACACAUACUUUGAUGUACACAAGGAAAAUUCUUCCAAACCUCUUGUUUCUAUUGGCACGUAUCCAUCACCCAAUGACAGACCCGCACCAGUGAAAAUGGACUUCCUUCCUUCAACAUGUGUUAAUGUUGAUGUGAAUGGCACCAGUAAAUAUGAUGGCUCUUCUAGAGAUCAAUUACAAAACGAAUUGACGUCGACCUUAACACGCUCAAAUAUUCGCCAACGUUUACAUGCUCAGGAAUUACCCCCAAGUCCCAUCCCCUCAAACAGCUCAAGUCCUGCUUCAAAAGAACCUUUUACCAGUAAUGCUGCCAGUGCAACCUUUACAACCACAACCAUACAGAAUAACAACACAAACCCAAGUGCCUCAUUGUCAAGUAAAUACAGAGGUAUUGUUACAGAUUCUCCUGUGAAUGGUCCUGAAGGAUCACCAUAAUAGGAGGUAAGGGGCUGUAGAUAAAUAGAGCGCUAGUUAAAAUGUCCCUUCUUUUGUGAGGGAUUGGUCUAGUUUUUGUUGCCAUGAAGAGAAAUAUACCUUUAUAUUUUCUCUGUUGUGUUUAAUUAUAUAAAUACAUAUAUCUAUUUUGUAUAAAAAUAGUAAUUCUGUUAACCAUAUUUAUAUAUAUAUUGUGUAAAAUUAUAUGUAAAUAUAUGCAAAUACAGACACCAGUGGGGGAUUCAUUUGUACAUGCAUCCGGUGCAUUUUUUUUCUGAUGUGGAAGGCUAAACCUACGUCCACAUUCAGUUUUGUAAUCUUGGAAUGUAUGUUGAGGGCUUUGCAAGUAGGAAACAGAGAAAGAGCUCUUCAGACGAUGAUUUAUUUUAAUUGAUUUCCAUAUGCACAGUUUGUCAGGAACAUAAAUGUCCACUGUGCUAAUGGUCAGUCUGAUGUGACCAGUUGUGAGGCAAUGCCCGUUCACCAGGACUUUUAACUUGACUGAACGCCUCCAAUCACCAACAUUGAGGUGCCUCUGAGAACAGCCUUGAGCAUCAGCAGAUUGUUGCAGUUCAUUGUGUUGCACUUAAAAUGCAGUUAACUGUUUAUGAAACAUAAUUUGUACUUGUAGUACUAAUUGUAUUUUGAUGAUACAGGACAGUGCUUCUGGGGUUCAAAUAUGAGAAUGUGUAAUUAGACGAAGUUGAAAAUAAAACUGUGUAAUCUUUGUUAAUGCUUUAAUUAUCUCAAAAUAGUGCUUAAUUGUAACCCACCGUGAUGCAGCUGUAAUAUCCCUCUUAAAAUCUUUAGUUGGAUUCGUUACAACUACAAACAUCUUAUCUUCUGUGUCUUCUUUAUUCAUACAUUCAGUUUGGCAAAGGUUGUUAGUAUAUUAUGUAGUUAUUUCCAUAACAAAUCUGUUAUAUUGUGUAACUCGUGAAGACAAUAGUUGAUUGUAGCUUAGCCAUUUAAAACCUAAAUUUCCUCAUGCUAUGUUCAUUCAUUAUUACUGUAUAUUCAAAUCAGUGUAGUGUAAAUUUGAGAUAAAUUCACAAAUAAAAUGUUAUCAGGCACUUGAUUUUCAACACUUUUUCUCCAAAGUGAAAGUAAACAGACACUAGCAAGAUAAAUUAGCACUGUGUAACCACUAAACUAAUGAAUUUCAUAAACAUACAUUGGCUUUUUUACUGGUACAGUAUACAAAGGACCACUGUAUUUCAUGCACCAUUAGUUCACCAGUUUUUAGUUACCCGUAUGGAAGUCCACAAGAAGACAAAUUCUGUCAUAUACACAGUUCAUUGUUAUACCUCGACAACAACACUCAAAUUGUUGGAUACAUUAGUCCAGUGCUGAAUGAUAACCUCUGUGGCAUGCAGGUGAAUUUAACAUUAGAUUAUUAACUAGCUUUACAUUAAACUUUAAAUGGUAUGAAAUUUCAUCAGUGAAUAUUGAACUUUAGAAAAUAAAAAACUGGUACGUAUAUUAAAACUACUUGUGAGUUGUUUACUGUGAUAUUGCUUGAUGCAUUAAUAAAAUAUUUUCUGAAUUACCUAAAGACAUAUACUGCAACAUGAAGUUAUUUGUAAAAAUUACAUGUGAAAUACAAUGGAAAUGUAUGAAAUGAGUAAAUCAAUUUUUAUUAAAAUUUUACUGUGAUAUUACUUGAUGCAUUAAUAAAAUAUUUUCUGAACUACCUAAAGACAUACUGCAACAUGAAGUUAUUUGUAAAAAUUAUAUGUGAAAUACAAUGAAAAUGUAUGAAAUUAGUAAAUCAAUUUCUAUUAAAAUUUUCCAGUUAGGACUACACAUAAAUAAAUAAAAUUGGUUCAAUACCUGAUAAAGUAGAAAUCAAAUGCAGUCCAUUACUGCAAAAAAAGGUUAAUGCCACAUAUUUAGACUUUAAAGCCAUUAUCAGUACUAAACACAAAAUACACAUUCAAUUGUUUUGCGUUGUAAUUGUUUGUGCUUCUAUGUGAAGAUUUAUUAGUGGUAAUACAUUAAUAAGAACAUAUUCAUUAAGUUCAAGUCUUUAGAAUUUUUACGGUCCUUGUACAUUUACCCCAUGCAUACGGAAUACACUAACUGUACCAUAUUUUUUGUAGAUAAUGUACUUCCUAUUCAGAGAUUUUUUUAUCUCGCAUGAAUAGUAACAUAUGUAGCUGGUAACACUUUACUUUUCUGGACAACAUUAUUAUUUUGAAUAUUCUGUUAAUGCUAAUGAUUUACAUAAGGUUUUAUAGCUAGUCAUAUUGGUUGCCGACAGUCCUUAAAUAACUAAUGUGGGUUGAUAUACUGGACUGCCCAUGUUUGUGUACUAAAAGUGACAAACAUCUAAACCAUAUUUAUAGUUAUCCACUUAUACUUUUUGUCUUUUGUAUAUCAAUGUACAUUUCAAAAACCAACCCUUCAAACACGUCCAAAAUAAACAUAAAUAUAUGUCUAUAUGACAAAACCAUCACCCCAGUCAAAUGUGUAUUUAUCCAAGCAAAUGGUACUUUUGUAUUUGACUAUAGUACAUAGGAUACAUAUAUUUUAAUGUUACCUACCACUUUUCAAGUUACUCCAGUAAGUUCACAUAUUGUAGUAGCACUGGUUAACUAGAAGUAAGAUCUUAAUAGCUUUAACAUACACUUCCAAGUCUUACGUUUACUUGUGUGUGUGUUGAUUACAUCUACGUAAUAUAAGAUGCAUAUUUUCAUACUGGAAUGUGCAAUAUUACUUUUUUGGCAGUAUUAAUAGUAGUUUUAAAAUGGAUAUGUAAUAUUACUGGAGUUGAAAGUCAACCCUACUUACCUUCGGCUGUUAUAUACAUGUAUUGUAUUGUCAAUUCUGCCAUUGCUCACUUGUGCCAUAGCAAUUUGGUGGUAGGUCUACAAGUAUGCAUAAGUACAUGUGUGGGUUUGUGAACCAUUUGAACUGACAGCAAAUAUACAUAUAUGAUGAAUUAGGGGCUGAUUACUUUUUAUCUGUACUGUAAAAACAACUCCCAUUUUGCCCAUGAUUAGUAAGUUCAGUGCUCACAUCUAUAAUUUUCCAGAAAUCUGUGUACAAAUUUCUCAGUUGCUGUUUUGAAUUACUAUCAUGUAUCAUGCUUAUAAAUUCCUUGUUAACACAUAUGAUUAAGAAUGUUAUUCAGCCAUUUUAUAUGGCAUUUAAAUUGCCUUUUCUAAUCCAUUAUUUGGACUAGAUUUCUUUCUGUUAUCUUUUGUUUCAUGGCUGACAACUGCAUAUUGCAGCCUUUCUUCAUGUAUGUACAACUGUUAAUUUUUGUAUAGAUUUACAUUAAACCUUCCAUUUACACAA